AUGAAGUUCAUUAGUGCCCUCACCUUGGGCAUGAUCGUCGCAGCUGUCGACGCAGCGUAUCCGAACCCAGGCAAUAGUCCUCCAGAUGCUUGUUAUACUGCUGUGGCGAAGCCCAUCAAGCAGCGCUCCAUCGACUGCAAGUCAUUUCUUCUCACAACCGUGACUCCUAAGAAGUCUACCAUUUACAAGACAUCUACAGUCACCAAGAAGACACCGACCGUUACCAAGUCAAUCACCGUCACAAGUACCUCGCCCGCCACCGCUACCAGCAUCAACUCCGUCGUACAGACCGUGACAGACAACAUCGUCGUUACGCGAACCGUGGAGCAAACCAAAACCGUGACAGAACAGACUACAACAACGAUUACAACUGAGGUUGCUGAUCCUGCCCCAACUCUCAAGCGCAAACGCUCUGUACCUCGCAUCCCCGAAUAUCUUGACAACCUAUGCACCAACUCUGCCCAGUACUCUUCGGCUUGCUCCCGCAUUGGCGUCACUGCCAAAACAGUCACCGCCCCUCGCGUCACUGUUGUAUCUAAGAUCGUUCGAGUCAAGAUCCCACGCGCCACCACUGUUAGAACAACCGUCAGUACUGCCUGGGUCACUCAAACUGUAAAGACCACCACCAUCGUCAAGACUUACAGCACCGAAGAAGUCACUAAGACGGUCGAUGUUGUCACCGAGGAUGUCACUGUUGCUACAAAGACCGUCACCGAGACCACUACAAAGACCGAAAAGCCCAAUCCGCUAGAGACAGUCCGUUUGAUUGCUGUUGGUAGCAGCGACCCUGCACUUUCAGGCACAGACGGGUUAGGCUUUUCAUCCCUUGAAUCCAAUCCAGACGGCAUCCCUAGCUAUUAUGUGACCUUUACUUCGGACAUUAAUACUCAACAAUUUACCAUACACAGGGAAACUGGCGAAGUAAAGGUACUCAAUGGACCAGGCAGUACCAAUAGCCAACCUGCUUUGUACAACUACGCUCCCGGAAGUGGUAACCCUUAUGGCGCUGUCGUGAUACAACGUCAAGGAGGCCCGCCCUUGGUUUGUAAGAUCUUGGAUGGAGCAGGAUAUCGCUAUCUUCAGUGCAAAUUUGCCAACAACCAGAGUACCGACUUUUAUACAUGCAAACAGCGCUUGGUAAUGGUUUAUCCAGGUGAAAGGUAUUCAACAUGCUACAUGGAUCGCGGGAGUUACACAGGCUAUAAGAUUUCGUAUAUUAAGGUCGUUUCGGUAUAG
This is a messenger RNA of Fusarium venenatum, 1236 nucleotides long. RefSeq lists its product as uncharacterized. The record is from RefSeq and is a predicted model, not a curated record. Lineage: Eukaryota; Fungi; Ascomycota; Sordariomycetes; Hypocreales; Nectriaceae.